UGUUUUAUUCCCUAUUUCGGUGUUUUGAAAUUUAAGUCGCCCUAAUUCACAAGCGAACCAGUCCCUCCUGGAGGCUGCAGGUUGAACCGGAACGCCUUCACAUUCUCUCUGACUUGACUGUUUUCCUCCUCGGCAGCCCCGGUUUGUCUCCGGGAUGCUGAGCAGGCGGGCGGGGCCGUUUUUCCUUGCAGUGCCCUGCCGUGGAGUGAUGUAGCAGGACGUACGGGACAGAGCUGCACACAGGGAAGCAGAGCAAACAGCACUACGGUUGGUUUAAUUUUUUUCUCCCCAAUAAACUCGUUCAAGUCUGUGCAUUUAUGAAGCACAAUGGAUCUAUUUAAUACGCCAGUUUAACCGCCAGCCGUCUCGGAGCCAACCGUGCAGCCUGACACACGGACAUCUUGUUUGUCUCACAUCAGGAGUGUAGAGAGAUUUUUUUCUUGAUUCUGGACCCCGGCUGUGCUGUAGUGGAGGCUCUCUACAGCCCGUCAUGGCGUGGCCCUGUAUCAGCAGGGCGUGCUGCAUGGCCCGCUUCUGGAACCAGCUGGACAAGGCUGACAUUGCGGUGCCUUUGGUGUUCACCAAGUACACGGACGUCUCUGAGAUGCAGCACAUCCAGCUGCAGCCGCCGCUCCACCCUCCCCAGGCCCGGGUCGCCAUAGAAACGCAGCCGUCUCGCGCGGAAUCCCGCACACGCGCGCCGCGAAGGUGCGUCUCCGAGGAGCGCGUGUGCAGCUCGGUGAUGCGCGAGGACUUUAAGCACUGGAAGGUGCGACCCGAACCGAGCUGUAAGCCCAAGAACGAGUACCACGGGCCGGAAACGCCGUUCAACAGCGAGACCCAGUACCAGAAGGACUACAAGCCGUGGCCCAUCCCGAAAAGGUACGACCACCCCUGGAUACCCAAACCUCCGAACGACGAGCGGGCGCCGGACAGGUCCAGGCACGCCAAACAGCACGCAGCGCUGGCGGACGCGGACAGCGGCGUGGAGAAGGGCGCCAUCGCCGACAAGGUGCAGGAGAAGGACCUCCUCCAGGCCCCGGAGAGGAAAAAGAAGUCCAGUAAGCAGGACGGGGCGAAGAAAGUUGUCCUGAAGGUGGAUGGAGAGGACAGAGGGAGGGCAGCGGCGGACGCUGUGAACAGGCAGAUCCGAGAAGAGCUUACAGGAGGCAGCUCGUACAAAACUGAGUACAAGGCUUACAGAGAUGUGAAGCCAGCAAAGAUGAUCCGGGCCAAGUCCCAGUACCUGCCCCCGGAUGAGAAGACCAGCCUAGAGACCAGCUAUAGCGCCACCUUCAAGGGGCAAGUCCCUCUGCGGUCUGCUGACAACAAAGCCCUGGAGAGGAGGAGGAUACGCAGUUUGUACAGCGAGCCUUACAUAGACCCCAUCAAUCAGGUUGACAGGUAUAGUGCCCGCUCUAAACCCAGAAAGUCUGGAGCCACAUCAUCUGGCCCGGGCAAGCCAGGGAAGAAAGCCAAAGAUAAGCAGAGCGGCGCACUGAGGGGCUCCAAGAAGACAGCCUCGGAGAACCACCCCGAGAACCGGCCAGCUGUGGGGGACAAGGAGAAAAGUAAAGAGAUGAACAACAAACUGGCUGAGGCAAAAGAGGUUGUGCUAAAACAGUACCACUACAUACAACUCUGCCAGCCAAUCCGAGAUAUUGGCUGGGUGCAGACUCUAAAGCAACACCUGUGGGGCUGUGCACUUCCCAAUCCCAGAGACGCUCAGGACGAGCCUCUCCGACCCGGUCAUCAUCAUUCCCAGGGUGCUGCUGGAGGAGAGCCACAACCACUGCUGGAGAGAGCCGAGCCUCGGAGGAGCGGCGCCGUCGUACGCUUUGCCCUAGACGGGAACCAGACUGAGUAGGUCUGCAGAGGGCAGAUCCACCUCGCACAGAGACUGCUGCUCUGCACUGUACAUAUCUAGUAUUUGCAACUGAGUUGGAUUAGGAAAAAGAGGUGAAGCCCACAAAAAAAAAGGAACAAAAAUAAAUAAAUAAUAAUAAUCACUUUGUGCUAUUCAAGAGGAAGCUCACGUAUUUGAAAACGCGCAUGUUUGGAACAGCUUCUGGCUCUAAGGUCGCGGCUGUUCGACCCACGGCAUUAUCGCAAUGGUGCUACAUCAUUUCUUUCUGGUUUCAUGCAGUUGAUUUCAAACAAAUGUGUCGAUAUUAUUAGAAACACCACACCAUAAAGUGCUUAUACAACAACUACACACAACUGUACUGUACAUUGAUCGGUUUUAGUGUAAAUAAAUC
Molecule: messenger RNA, 2258 nt
Organism: Acanthopagrus latus (yellowfin seabream)
Lineage: Eukaryota; Metazoa; Chordata; Actinopteri; Spariformes; Sparidae
Gene: map6a
Product: microtubule-associated protein 6a
Exons: 5
Coding region: 491-1867 (458 amino acids)
Biological process (GO): cytoskeleton-dependent intracellular transport; microtubule cytoskeleton organization; regulation of microtubule cytoskeleton organization
Cellular component (GO): cis-Golgi network; microtubule; Golgi-associated vesicle
Molecular function (GO): microtubule binding; calmodulin binding
Source: RefSeq, a predicted model, not a curated record